This is a messenger RNA of Liolophura sinensis, 3190 nucleotides long. Its product is annotated as ribose-5-phosphate isomerase-like. The transcript is spliced from 8 exons. Gene Ontology annotation, cellular component: cytoplasm. Gene Ontology annotation, molecular function: ribose-5-phosphate isomerase activity. The record is from RefSeq and is a predicted model, not a curated record. NCBI's taxonomy places the organism in Eukaryota, Metazoa, Mollusca, Polyplacophora, Chitonida, Chitonidae. Gene Ontology annotation, biological process: pentose-phosphate shunt, non-oxidative branch; D-ribose metabolic process. The coding region runs from base 6 to 869 and encodes 287 amino acids.
UCGUCAUGUGGUGGCGCUCAGUUGUAAAUUUGCAUAGAUCGAAAAAUCUGCUCGCGUUGACGGUGGCUGCAGCUGAUAGUGGUUCGAGUCGAAGUCCAAUUUCCCAGCAACCAGCCGCACCAAUGGGGUUAGAAGACACAGUGCAGAAAGCCAAGCGCGCGGCGGCUAUAUCAGCAGUUGACAACCAUAUUAGAUGUUGUACCGAACAGCAGGUCCUUGGGAUAGGAAGUGGUUCAACAAUUGUGUUUGCUGUGGACAGAUUAGCUGAACGCGUGAAAAAUGAAAAGCUCAAUGUUGUUUGCAUUCCAACAUCCUUCCAGGCAGAACAAGCCAUUGUCAGUGCUGGACUUCCACUAAGUAAACUAGACAUUCAUCCAGAGAUUGAUGUGGCAUUAGACGGUGCAGAUGAAGUGGACCAGGAUAUGAACUGUAUAAAAGGUGGAGGAGGCUGUUUGACUCAAGAGAAGAUUAUUGCCUCUUGUGCCAGAGAGUUUAUCAUCAUAGCUGAUUCCAGGAAAGAUUCCACGAAGUUAGGAGAGCGUUGGGACCGUGGCAUUCCCAUUGAAGUCAUUCCCAUGGCCUACCGUCCUCUCCAGAUGAAGAUAGAGCAGAGUUUUGGGGGCAAGGCAGCCCUGAGGAUGGCAGCAAGAAAAGCGGGCCCUGUUGUUACAGACAAUGGUAACUUUAUUCUGGACUGGAAGUUUGACAAUCUCACAGAAUCCUGGAAAGAGGUCAACACUACUAUUAACAUGAUGCCAGGAGUGGUGGAGACUGGCUUGUUCAUCAACAUGGCUCAGAAGGCUUACUUUGGCAGUAUGACAGAUGGCCAGGUUACAAGUCGUGGGCCCAGGAACAUGAAGAAGAGCUAACCCAGACUCGCCUGCCUGCCUCCUGACUGUUAUCCUGUACUGAAGCUCCAGGGCCCGUCAGCCCUGUUAAAUAAGCUGUGUUCAUAAUUAUCAUGGUCACCAGUACUAUAGCCAUUGAGGUACCAUGGCAGUCAUGAGCUUAUAAUGUCAGGAGAGCUUUGUGCAAGUUGACCUUGACAGCACAAAAACUACGGCUGUAUUGUCCUUAUCAUGACCAGAUUAUGUCAAAAUGUCACAAGUGUGGCAACACCAUUCUUUUGAGCAAUAGAAAAUCAUAGGCCUGUAUUCAGGAAUUUAUAUUUAUGUUUGGUGAUAUUUCUGUUUUAUUUAAACCUGGAAGUUAAGAGGGUGAUCUUGCAUAAAGGGUCCAAAGAUUCUAAAAACAUUUUAGUGGCUUGAAAUUAGUCAAAACAUUUCGGUUUUUAAUAUUUACAGUUUGUGCCUUCGGUAUAAAUGAAAUCCAUUCUUGUUCUGUCACAUCUUUGGGGCUGUCUAUUUUAUUUCAACUUCUUUAUUUCAUCUUAGUUGACGUUUGAAUGGGGAAUUGGGAAAUCCACUUUACUUCAUUUGCUUCAAAUUAUGUUGAGGUUUUUGAGAGAAAAUAAAGUUGAGGAUGAUGAUUAUGUGUGACAGUUCAUGUUUAUAUUAUGUCAUUUGCAUUGAGAGAAAGUGUAAAAGAGUGAAAUUUUUCAUUGUGCAAAACACACUCGGCAAGUUCAUCAUUAAUGUUACCUUAUGUGGUCUUUCAACAAAUGUAAUCAUGUUAAAGAAUCCCAGCAGUUGUUUCCAAGGAUUGGAUUUUGCCAUAUUUGAGAGUUCACAAUUUUUAGACCUUAUGAAAGUAGAAAUUUAGAAUUAAUGCCGAGCAAGGCAAGAAUCCUGCAUUAUAGGUAGUUAUUGAUAGUGCAUCAUUUUGUGUACACAUGAUUUUUAUGGGUUCAGUUAAGUUCUGUGAUCAUCAUAUUAGAUUUAAUGUCAUUUUGGUUAUAAAGCUGCUUUGUACAUAUUGCCACUUUUAAGAAAUCACUAGUCGGUUAUCUUUGUCAACAGUGUAACAGUUCACAUCAAAGGUAUAUUUUUAUUAAAGAUUUCGUCAUUUUGUUAUAUUUGUGGUUCAUUAAAUAUUUCUUGACAGAUGGUUGGAGGUGGGUUCAGUGAAACGGCUGAUGUAAGAAGAACGGCAAAAAUUUCCAUGCACUUUUAACCAUUAUUGUUUUUACUCAUUGAUGCUACUGUAAAGUUUGAUCAGUGUAUUUCCGUGAAAACGGUAUCCCUCAGUUAUUUAUUCUCAGAUUAUUGCUCCAUAUAAAGAGAAAAUCUUCUGUAUUCUAUAACUCACAUGAUGCCUGCAAUAACAAUGAGGUAGAAAUUUGUAAUGACGUAUGUAUUUUAUUUUAAACCUUUGCUAAUAUUAGUGAUACUAUUUUAGUGUUGGUUUUGUCCCCUUUUAUUAAAACUGUUUUUUCUUGUUCAACUAUUAAAGAGUAACUGGUUGAUAGCUAUGUACAUGUAUUCAUGUAUGUUACAGUUAAAUGUAAGCAGUAUUUUUUCUUUGGAGACUAAUUUGUGUGAACAAUUUUAAGGUCUUUGUGCUGAAAAAUUUGUGGACUGAACUGUAGGUUUUCUUUUAUUUUAUCAGUAUUAUAGGCUAGUUGCUGUCUCAUUGUCUCAUUUUCUCAUUUGACAUGAACCAUUUGCUUGUAAUUGGAAACAACUGAAAAUAAAUAUCACAGUUUAAAUACGGUUAAUGUGUUUAUUUCUAAUUGAGAUAAUAACAAGUUGAGGUAAUAACAGUUCCUCUACUUGAAUUCCAGAAUAUCUAUACUUCUUGAAAUCGACUUUAAUCGAUUUGUUACAUAUCUAAUUGUUAAAUGGCGCUAUGACGUGCAAACGAGGAUAUAUUUCUUCAUUGCCUCUAGCUAGUUUCUUGUGACCAGUCAUUCGGUCAUGUCCGUGUAUAAGCUAUACGUGUUUAGGUUCCCAUACGUUUCUGUUGCGUUUUAUUUCUGCAUCUCCUUGUUUAUUACUCCUUUCUGAAACACAUGGGGAAACGAGAGGUUUUACACUGUUAGCCCAUCAGAAACGACCAGUUGUUUUUUGUUUUAUAUUUUUCUUUUCCAUUAUAGUUCAUUGUUUUCAUGGGUCAAUAGGUGGAAAUUAUAGAGGCAUGAAAAAAUAUGAAGAAAUUGCCGGAAGUAGUUUCACGCAAGUACGACGUGUCAGUGCGCUUAACGAAAUAGACCAUAAGUUAUGGUUGAAUAUUAUCUUCCUUUCGGGAUGUUUUCUUCAUUGUUUUGAUGGGAUUUAUAUGUUAUGUUUAU